Molecule: messenger RNA, 991 nt
Organism: Mercurialis annua (annual mercury)
Lineage: Eukaryota; Viridiplantae; Streptophyta; Magnoliopsida; Malpighiales; Euphorbiaceae
Exons: 3
Coding region: 216-875 (219 amino acids)
Source: RefSeq, a predicted model, not a curated record
AUUAACCGCUCGGUAAAUUUUCUCUCUCUUUCAUCUUCUUUCUGACAUACUCUUUCUUCUUCAUUAUAUUUGUUUUUGAAAUCAGUCUUUUUCUAUUUCCCAUCUCCUCUGACCUAGACGUUUGUCAUCGUCGUUUGGUUGCUCUUCAUUUUCUCUCGUUCUGUAGUUCGCCUGCGUUGCAUUUCGAGGAAGAACAAAUCCGGGCUAAGAAGAUAAUGGGAAAAGAAAAGAUCUUCUUCGGCAGUGAUGAGACGAAAGGGAAGAAACGGCCAGCCCGUACUGUGGAAGUGGAUUCUCAGAUCCUGGAAAUUGUUCUGCACUAUGAUGGAGAAUUUGGAGAAGGUGGUUAUUUGUGGGGCGACGUGUGUGCAAGAUGUUUUGACAUUUCCCAACUGUCACUGAAUAGGCUUGAUUUGUGGGCCAAAAAAAUUGGAGUGAAGGGGCUGGUUAUGUAUUAUUGGAGGCAGCCAGAGUUGGACUAUCAUCGAGGGAUAAAACCUCUUGAACAUGAUAGAGAUGUUGAGGAGAUGGCAAGGGCUGCACUAAAAGAAGGUGUGGUUGAUGUCUACGUUCGAUAUUUAACCUCUGAUGAUGUGCAUAAUUUGGUGCCUGAGAGUGGACCCAAGUUAGAAUUGAAAGAAAUUGAAGAAGAUGGUCCAUUUGAGCCAGUUGAAGAUGGUCCAGUGGAGGCAGUUGAAGAUGCCGCGGGAGUUGAAGAAGGUCCAGGUGAUGAAUUAUUGUUGCUAGAGUGGUACGGCACUGAAGAUGAGGGCCAAGUAGAAGCCUUGGAAGUGGAGAUUGCUGCUGCUGAAGGCCCAUCUGAUGUGGCUGAAGGUCCAGAAGAAGGGUGCAGCAAAAAACAGAAGAACAAAUAAAAACGAAAGAACAAAUAAAUGUAGCGUUGUUUUGUAUUUCCGGAUAUUGUUGUUAUUUUAUUUUAAAACACUUAUAUGUUUUUUAUAUGUGCUAUUUCAUAAUUUAGCAUUGCUUA